AUGGUAAAGAACGGCGCCAAUGCCAGCGCCACUGACGGAGCCGGAUACUCAGCGUUCGGCAGGGCCGUUGUUGAAGGGCAUGUGGAUGUCGUUCGAUAUCUAGCGGAAGAAUGCAAUGUGAACGCCAAAGCCAAAUGCGGGGCGGAUCUACUCGAACAAAUCGCUGCUGGAGGGCAUCUCGAUUGUAUCCAGUAUCUUGUAGAUGAAUGGGGCGUCGACGUGAAGGACCGAUCUACUAGUAUGCGCAUGCUGGAGGCCGCUGUCGGAUCCAUUGAUGUCGUUCGGUAUCUCGUUGGAGACUGCGGUAUUAAUGUGAGUGGCGACACUGCAUAUGCCGUACUAACAAAGGCCGGCGCCGAAGGACGUAUCGAUGUCACCCGCUAUCUAGCUGGAGAGUGCGGGGCAGAUGUGAACGCCCGAGACAGUCGUGGAAUUACAGCUCUGAUGGCGGCCGCGGGCCGAGGACAAAUCAGUGUCGUUCGUCAUCUGAUGGGGAGUGCCGGGCUGAUGUCCACGCAGCGACUGGGAACGGGUUCACAGCACUCAUGGAAGCCGCAGCAGGAGGCCAUAUCGAUGCCGUCCGCUAUCUAG
This is a messenger RNA of Phytophthora sojae, 591 nucleotides long. RefSeq lists its product as hypothetical. The coding region runs from base 1 to 591 and encodes 196 amino acids. Gene Ontology annotation, cellular component: cytoplasm. NCBI's taxonomy places the organism in Eukaryota, Oomycota, Peronosporomycetes, Peronosporales, Peronosporaceae. The record is from RefSeq and is a predicted model, not a curated record. The transcript has a single exon. Gene Ontology annotation, molecular function: protein binding.